Molecule: messenger RNA, 1050 nt
Organism: Protomyces lactucae-debilis
Lineage: Eukaryota; Fungi; Ascomycota; Taphrinomycetes; Taphrinales; Protomycetaceae
Exons: 1
Coding region: 19-1023 (334 amino acids)
Cellular component (GO): cytoplasm; nucleus
Molecular function (GO): RNA binding
Source: RefSeq, a predicted model, not a curated record
UCAUCGCCUCCUCUUCCAAUGUCGAGUGCAACUCGCAAUCCAUUUGCGUUGCUCAACGAAGACGGUGACAAUGAGCAACCCCAACAACAGGCAAAACCAGCCGCACAACAAACAGCUGGGGUCUCGGUGAAGCAAACACCAAAGGAAAUCACAGCAAAGCAAACCACCUCAAAGAAGCGUGACCCGACUCGUUCGUCUGCCGGUGAGCAACGUCGUGAGGGUCAGCAACAAGCCUCCACGGGUGCUCGUGGUGGCCGUAACAAUGGCCCUGGCGGUCGUGGUCCUCGUAAUGAUAACGAGGCCUUUGCCAAGGAUAAAUCAGUGGGACAUGAUGCGAAUGCCGCAAAACCAAUCGAUGGCGAUGCUCCUGCACGCGGCGGUCGUGGUGGUAGCCGUGGUGGUCGUGGUGGCCGUGGUCGUGAAUUCGAUAGGCGUAAUGCUACAGGCAAGACCGAUACCCCUAAAGCCACUGAACAAGCUUGGGGUAAUGAAGCUGAAGCUCAACAAGCCGCUGAAGGUGAAGAAGCAGCUGCUCUGGGUCCUAAAGACCCGAAUGCCGAGGAACCUGCUGCUGCACCUGUUGAGGAAGAGGACAACACCAUGUCGUAUGAGGAAUACCUCAAGUCCAAGACCUCCAACGUCCCAGCUGCACCACAGCCGCGUGCCGCCAAUGAAGGUACGGAGGACAAGUGGUCCAACACCACUGCCUUUGAGAAGGACAACAAUGAAGCCUACUUCACCGGCACUCAAAAACAAAAGCAGCAAGACAAGAAGGAACGCAAGCAGAAGGAAUUUGUUGCUAUUGAGCAACGAUUCAGUGCUCCACCGGUUGCUUCAAGGCCUGAGGGCGGUCGUGGCGGUGGCCGCGGUGGUGCGCGGGGUGGUCGUGGACGUGGUGAGGGUCGUGGACGUGGUGAGGGUCGUGGACGUGGUGGUGCGCGUGGUGGUGCCAGCUCGAGGCCUCAGUCGUCUGCUGCGCCGGUGAUGGAUGAGUCUGCCUUCCCUGAGCUGGGCAAGGCUUGAGCCAUGUCCGGUGUUAAUCUGCAAGUC